Cinara cedri is the source of this 2609-nucleotide messenger RNA. The record is from the annotation of a GenBank genome assembly. NCBI's taxonomy places the organism in Eukaryota, Metazoa, Arthropoda, Insecta, Hemiptera, Aphididae.
AUGUUGUCUUCAACUCGUAAUACGUGUUUAUUAUGCUGCAAGUCUAUCCAUAGCAUGGUAAAUUUAGCCAUGUAGCUAUAGUAUAAUAUGUGAUUAUUAUUACUCUAAGGUGUGAUCUAAGAUUACUAUAAAACCAUUAUCAUUAUCACUUACAGCUUAUCACCACUAUAGACCUAUAAACAUAUGGAUAGCGCUUUCUUUACCGCCUUACCAUAACAGAGGAAAUCAUGGAAGAAAAACUAAUCUUUUUUCCAUUUACAUUGAUAAACGACUGCUUCCGUUGAUAACUACCUCGAAAUCAAACAUUCGAAUAUUAUCAAAGUAAUUCUCGAACGUCCAUUUUAUUUCUUAAUUAAUUUUUAAAUAAUUACCACCGAAAAUUUUCUAUUUUAAAAAAAUUCAACUUUGUACCAUUUUUCUAUGAUAACAGUAUAGAAAUAAACUUAUAUAGUUUCUUUUUUAUUUGAUAUUUUAGCUAAGAAUGAAAUUUCUAGUCCAAUACAAGGCGCUGAUGAAGAGAAAUUUAAAGGUUCUGGACCAUUUUGUAGAGAAGAUAGCCCUGGGAAUUUUCCCAAAGUACCUCAGUUAAAAAUUAUGAUACCUCUUACUGAUGCUAAAACAGGUACUAGACAUAAAUACAAGAAUAGAAUGGUUAUCAAAUAAACAAUAUUUAUUAUAUAUCAAUUCAAUUCAAGCCAUUACAUGUGUUCUAUUAUAAAAGAAAACAUUAUUAUAUUGUUAUAAAAAAAUGUGGUAUAAAUAUAAAUGCUAGAACACAUGUGAUAUUUUAAAAAAUUGAAAUUCUUAAAUAAUUUUUAAAUUAUUACCACAGAAAAGUUUCAGUAUUUAAAAAAUAAAACUUUGUACCAUAUUAUAUGAUACCAGUAUAGAAAUAUACUUAUACCAUUUAUUUUUUAUUUGAUAUUUUAGCUAAGAAUAAAGUUUCUUGUCCAAUACAAGGCACUGAUGAAGAGAAGUGUAAAGGUUCUGGACCAUUUUGUAGAGAAGAUAGCCCUUUGGAUUUUGCCAAAGUACCUCGGUUAAAAAUUGUGAUACAUCCUACUGAUGCUUCUACAGGUACUAGAACUAAAAACAAGAAAAAAAUAGUUUUGACCAUAUUAAAAAAAAAAUAAAUUUUUAUUGCAAUUCAAAAUAUUACAUAUGUUUUAUUAUAAUUGAAAAGAAUACUAUAUUGUAUUUAUAAAAUUUGGUAUUAAUAUAAAUGUAUAAAUAUAUACCCUUGUUGACAAUGAGUCUCAGCAGCAUGAGUAAUGUCCACUUUAAGAAUUCUUCUACUUGUCAAGAUGAGAAUAACGAGAAAAUAGCCGAGAAACACAUCACUAGCAUGACAAACAAUUCGUAAGUAUUAUCACCAAGUAAACGUAUAAAAUAAAUAUAUUUUGCCCUUAAAAUAUUUUAAUAUUUCAAAUCCCUAUUUAUAGAAAACCGGUUGAAACUGAAGAAAAACCAAAAACAUCUCGAUUUNGUACACAAUUUAUUGAUUCAAUUUUUAAUGAAAUUCAACUAAUUCAAUUAUUAAUAUACCUAGGUAAACAAUUGAAUUGGUAUAUUUCUGACAUAUUUUAUAGAUGGAAUUUGGACUAUAUGAUAUAUUUAAUUGGUAAAAUUAUUAUAAAUUGUAAUUUUUCAUACAUUUUAAUGGUCUAAAUUAAAAAGCAAUUAUUGAUUAAUUAUAUUUACAAUUCAAAGGGUUUAGUAUGUUCUAUUAUAAGUGAUAAGCAUAUUAUAUUGUUGUUAGGAAAAGUGGUAUAAAUAUAAAUGCUUCACACAUGUGAUAUUUUGAAAUAAGAAAAUUCUUAAUAAAUUUUUUAAAUCAUUACCACAGAGAAUUUAAUACACUUUAAGAAUAAAAUUUUGUACCAUUUUUAUGUUUCGAGUAUAAAAAAAAACUUAUACUGUUUUUUUUAUUUAAUAUUUUAGCUAAGCGUAAAGUUUCUAGCCCAAUACAAGGCACUGAUGAAGAGAAGUGUAAAGGUUCUGGACCAUUUUGCUGUGAAGAUAGCCCUGGGGAUGUUCCCAAAGUACCUCGGUUAAAAAUUGUGAUAGGUCUUACUGAUGCUAAUACAGGUACUAGAACGAAAAACAAGAAAAGAAUGGUUAUCGAUCAUAUUUACAAUAUUAAUUAAUUUUUAUUGCAAUUCAGUAAGUCAGUAUGUUCUAUGAUAAAGGAUAAGCAUAUUUUAUUGUUGGAAAAGUGGUAUUAAUAUAAAUGCUUCACACAUGUGAUAUGUUGAAAUAAGGAAAUUCUUAAAUAAUUUUUAAAUCAUUAACACAGGUAAAAUUAACUAUUUUUAGAAAAAAACGUUGUACCAUUUUUAUAUGUUUCAAGUAUAAAAAAAAAACUUAUACUGUUUUUUUUAUUUAAUAUUUUAGCUAAGCGUAAAGUUUCUAGUCCAAUACAAGGCUCUGAUGAAGAGAAGUGUAAAGGUUCUGGACCAUUUUGUAGUGAUGAUAGCCCUGGGGAUGUUUCCAAAGUACCUUGGUUAAAAAUUGUGAUAUGUCCUACUGAUGCUAAUACAGGUACUAAACUAAAACCAAGAAAAGAAUGGUUAUCGAUUAUAUUAACAAUAAUUAUUAAUUAUCAAUGA